GUUAAAUAUUUGAUCAUUUGGAGACCAUCCAGUGUUAGUCAGAUCUUCAACAUGCUAAAAAGUGUUCCAAAAAUCUUUGUCUUUCUUUUCAUAUCCAUUUUAGCAGAUGAACACGAUCAUGUAAUGUAAUAAACAUCUACAUAAUUAAAUUACUCACACAUCAAAAUGUAGCGCAACGCUAAAUACCAUUUAUACAUUUUGGUCAUCUUCUGGGAAAAUGCAGCAGCAGGACUAGUCUCGUUCAACCAGACGCUCGGCUGUCUCCGUAAAUCUCCGACGAGCAGAGAGACUGGUAAAGCGUCACGUAAAUGUUUGUAACGUCAAAAUGAGGCUUACCAAAAUACCGGUAAAUAAUUUGAUUGGUUGAAAGAAACACACCUCCUAAUUCAUGUAAACAAUGACGGAAGAAAACUAUAUCGGAUAUUUGUUAUGGAAUGAAUUUGCCAUUUAAACUUAAAGAUCUCAAACUAGAAAGUUUAAAAGCGGUUGUGAAUGGCAAGGAUUUAUUUGCAGUACUACCUACGGGAUAUGGUAAAACCGUUUGUAUUCAAUUUUACCAAAACUACUGUGGGGGACAAAAGUGAAAGAACGUUUUCCAGAUGACUGUGAUCGAAGUUCUGCGGUUGUGGUGGUGUUCUCUCCAUUGGUAUCUUUAAUGAAAGAUCAAGUCAUUAACAUUAAAACUUUUGGAGUUGACUGUGUCUAUAUCGGAGAGAAUCUGAAAGAAGGCACCAGGGGGUGUACCCUCAGCCACAGCAGGAAUGGAUAACUUCCAGAUUGGAGGGGUGUCAAUGGGGGACAUUCCUAGACCGACCAUUCGUCCAGCAAACCCUUUCAACUGUGAAUUGGACACCAUGACUCUUCGCACGGCAAUGAGAGGAAUAGGGACGGAUGAGAAGGCCAUCAUUCAAGUUAUUGGCCACACCUCUAACAAACAGAGGCAGGAAAUUCUCGACAUGUACAAAAGCGUGUAUGGAAAGGAUUUGAUCUCGGAUCUGAAGUCAAAGUUGUCAAGUGAUCUGGAGGAGCUGAUCCUGGCGCUUGUUAAGUCCCCUGAAUACUACGACGCCUGGUGUCUUAACAAAGCAAUGAGGCGAAUGGGAACAAUUGAAUCAAUCCUGAUUGAAAUUUUGACUACCAGAACAAAUGCAGAAAUACGGGGCAUCAAGGCAGCCUACAAGCAACACUUUGAAAGAGAGCUUGAGGCUGACUGUGCCAGUGAAACAAGUGGACAUUUCAAAAGAUUGCUGGUGUCCUUUUUUCAGGCUAAUAGAACCGAGCUGACAGACAGUCAGAGACAGAUGCUGAUGCAGAGGGGUCCUGAGGCGGUGGUCGACCGGGCUCUGGCCCAGCAGGAUGCCCAGACCCUGUACAAGGCGGGCGUCAAAAAGUUUGGCAUGGAUGAGUCCGCCUUCCUCUCAGUCUUAUCCAUCAGACACGAGUACCAGAUGAGGGCCACCUUUGAAGAAUAUCAGAAACUCUCUGGAAAGGACAUCCUGAGUUCAAUUGGUUCUGAGAUGUCUUUGGAUCUGGAAUAUGGUUUCAAAGCUAUCAUUAUGAGUGCUAUGAAUAGACCCAAGUUUUUCUCGGACAAAUUGUACGAAGCAAUGCGAGGAAUGGGAACCGAUGACUCCACCUUAAUCCGAAUCAUCGUGUCCCGAUCAGAGAUUGAUCUACAGAACAUUAAGGAUCAAUAUCAGAGGGAUCAUGGGAAGUCUCUCAAUGCCGCGGUGUCAUCCGAGACCAGCGGAGACUACAAGAAACUUCUGCUGGCUAUUGUAGGCCAGUGAUCCACUGCUGUCAUACACCGAUCGACUGCUAUUAUAUACACCGAUCGACCGCUAUUAUACACUGAUCGACCGCUAUUACGUACACCGAUCGGCCACUAUUAUACAUGUAUUAGAUUAACCUUUCUUUCUUGUAAUACGUGCUUGGUGAUUUUAGUGUUUACCUUCAGAUUGCUUAGUACAUUGUCCUGUUCUUUGAUUGUUAGUAAAUGCUUGUUUUGAAAUGCAUUUAUCGGAUAUUUUAGUGCAUAUCAUAAUAUUGUUGUUUACAAAAAAAAAUGUGUAUUUAAAUAUAGUUUUAGGUAGCAAUGUAUUCUCAUGUAAAUGUUUAUGUAUAUUAUUAUGCAAAUUGUGGACUGGAAGCUCUUAACCACAUAAUUAUUUAGAUUUAAAGUGUUGUGUUUUAGUGUUCUAUAAUGUUUACUUAGAUGACAGAUGUACCAGUAAUAUGUUCUUAAAGUAAAUUCAAUUUUUAGCCGGGCUCUGCUGAAAGCAGAGUCCUGGCUCUAGGCAGGCAAAUCGCCAAUGUUACUAUAAAUAGCAAAGUAAACAAUCAAAAAUUUAAUUAGUCUUCUCUAACGUGUUUUAAAAACAAGACUAUGCAUUUUGGACACAUACAAUGCGCAUGAAUUUCCAAGAACUACUUUACUGUACGUUGAAAAAAUGGGGGUUGUAUAUAUAACGCUUCUUGCAAAAUUCAAAGCAGCAACUGUUAAUCUUUUUUCUACUAGAGAGACAUAUUUUUGUUUAUAGCCGCUUACAACAUUUGGUCGCUCUUUGACGCUUUCCCGACAAAAGCAUGAGAGAGAAAGAGAGAUUUUCAGUCUUUACUACACAAUAUGCAUAAUGACACCAAAAGAGCCCGGCUUUCAGUACUUCAGUACUUUGAUUAGCAUUCUGUGUUCUACAAGUCCAUGUUAUUUACCCAGAGAUCAUUGACUAGUAAAGCAUCUGUGACUACCGUAUCUUCAAUCUAAUUAAAAUAAGAUCCUUCACGAAGUCGCUGUGAGGAUCUAACAACAUCCCAUAUGGGGUCAUCUCAGAUUGAACUUUGUGAAAAAAAAAUAGCAGCCAAUCAAAUUUACAUUCACAGCGACAUAUCAAAUACGAGAGCGUGAAGGAUCUAAUUUUAAAUAGAUUGACCGUAUCUUAAAAUACACUAAGGAAGAAGAUUCUCUAUAUUACACAGGUUUCUAUAUAGAAUGUUUUCGUAGAUUUCUACUUAGAAUUGGGUUAUAGUACUCAUAUACAUAUAGAUUUUGUGAUUAGAAAGCAUGUCCAACUAAAAUAAAAAGAUCAAUGUCAACUGUUUUUUUCUAGCUGAGACAAAGAUCGACCAUGGUACCAAUUUUUAUUUUGGCAUUUACAUGCAUUUGCUGCCUCCUUUUACUUGUUAAACUGAAAUAUACAUGGUUAAACUGCAAAUGUUACCUUAAUUAAAUAUAACAGCAUUAAUAAGGAUUUAUAAAGUAUGUUUUAAUAAGGGAAGGAAUUUUUCCAGCUGUAUAUAUAUUGCAUUUAUAUUGCAGAAUAAGCAUUGAUUGUUAUAGAUACAAUGAAUAAAUAACGCUUUUACAA
Messenger RNA from Magallana angulata, 3365 nucleotides. RefSeq names its product annexin A7-like. The transcript is spliced from 11 exons. Lineage: Eukaryota; Metazoa; Mollusca; Bivalvia; Ostreida; Ostreidae. Gene Ontology annotation, cellular component: cytoplasm. Gene Ontology annotation, molecular function: calcium ion binding; calcium-dependent phospholipid binding. The coding region runs from base 762 to 1790 and encodes 342 amino acids. The record is from RefSeq and is a predicted model, not a curated record.